GUCGGGUAUCCAUCUACCCAGUGCGUGAGAUAAUGGCGUCUCCUUGCUCGCUGCACGGUUCAUGGCGUCUGGAAAUUACGUUCUCGACUUGACAGAUGAGAUCCUCUUCGCCGUGAAUCAGUCGACACUGGAAUGUCAUUGUCCGAGACAAGCAGCUCUCUUUAGCCGUGCCCCAGGUGUGGACAGCGGCCCCUGUGUCCACUCAUAGCUGGACAGGGCAGACAGGUUACCUUGUGGACUACAUGUGGAUUGUAUCGUUGCAGGUGACCUGAAUUAAGAUCAGCAUGGAAAUGCCCGACCUUGACCUUGGCCUCCACGAAGAGGAGCUCGUGGUCCAGAGAAACCCCGAGGCGUUAUUGGACGUACUCACAAUAAGAUCUCUGCGCUCACGAAAAAUGGACCCGGAAGUGACCAGCAUAGCGUCGGAACCCCUGCUCUCGUUGGAUCGAGAUAUCGACACGUUUGUGCGAGACUUCAAAAUAGACGAUUCAAUUUCGGAUAUAUUUGCAAUGGAAGAAGAACCAAAGCCUACAAAAUCAAAGCAGAGCGCUGGACUACGCUCACAAGGUCCGAGCCAAGCCAAAGGUUGGAAGAAAACAUGUCGACGAGCUCAAUCUGUCGACAACAUCCUUGAAGCUGCUGGAGUCGGUUCUACCAGUUCCAAGAAGCAGAAGACAUUCGGCAGUAUAUUUUCCCGCAAACCAAAGGCGAAAUCCGAAUCUCGAAAAAAUAAAGUUCUAACAUGGCAUACGGAUACCAAUAACAUGCCUCAACCAACGUCAGAAACAAAACAAAGGGGAGGUAACUCUAAACCUUUUCCUGACAAAGUUGAGGAUGUCGACGGUGGCUACAUGACCAUGAAUAAAGCUGUGUACACAGGUGUGAAUCCCACAAAGAGCAGCACGAAAGACAAGGUUUUUGAAAAGGAGCAAAACUCUAGCCAUCUGGACAGUGGAUAUGCUGUUUUACACACUGUGUGCACACAAAACUCCACGUACGAUGCACUGGUGCAAUGUAUUGACAGAGGCCGACAGGAGGAUUUGAUUCAUGACCUGAGCACCAUGCCACCAGAGGUCGCCUACACUCUCUGCGACGUCCGAGGUAACACUAUACUGCACAGGUGUGUUCUGAAGAACAAGGCCAACUUUGUGUCAGCUAUAGUCUCAAUACAUCCGGGCCUUCUUUCACGUCAAAACAAAGAGGAGAUAACCCCAGCUGAAUUGGCUGUAAAGCUGGGACGAGUGGAUUGCAUGAAGGUGUUUCUGCAGAAAUGUCUAUCCGACGGUUCUGAAACCUGUGUGUCAGAGCUCUCCAGCCUACUGUCAUAUGCAAUGCACUCUAGACAGGAGGCAAUGGCAGGGACGCUUUUGGAUCACCUUUCAACGCUAACAGCUGGUUCUACGACGCCCAUGCCAGUGCGAGAGAAACGUGGGAACCCGAGUCACGUGGCGGCGAAACGUGACGACAUCAGUAGCCUUCAGAGGCUGGUGGAAAUGGGAUUUGACGUCUCUUCCGGGACCACUGAACAUGACCGUCCAAUCAAUGUCGCUUACAGCAACAACAGUCAAACCAGCUUCCGGUAUCUUCUUCUACUGCAGGUGUUGGAGACUGUCUUAAAAGAGGCGAUGUCGUUGGAACAAUCAAACAACAGAUAUGGAAUUAUAGACACUGAGGAAAGGCGCGGGAGAGAUCGGAUAACAGCCAACGUUCAGCUCCUUAGGAAGGCUCACAGCCAGUACCAAAAACUGCUGACAAGGCACACGACACUGGCCAGACAGUGUGCAGACAUCGUGGACGACCUGAUGGAAGACAAGGAAAACAGGACCUGUGUGGAGAAGUUGAGACAGCUGCGAUGUUUGUUGUCAUCAAUGAUGGAAAGUGGGUCUGAUAGAUUUGGCAUGAGUCGGGGAAUCGACGACAUUGCACAUGUCCUUCAGUCAAGGGACAUUACUCCGUCACAUAAAGGAUUGAUUGAUAUUGAGCAGGCACGAGAAUCAACCAGGUCUCUAUUGAAAGGCGUUCACGAGUCCUGGAACACUCGAGACUUUGACAUGACACGAGAAGUGAAGAAAGCCCUUAGUCGCUCAACAUCAAACCAAAACGCCAAGCCCUCAGUCAAAACACAGCGGCGUUUGAGGGAUGGGGAACAAGUUCAAGUAAGCUCUACUUGUCAAGACGGCGAUGUUGUUGCCGCGGCCGGUGACGCACGUAGCAGGCAUCCGGGGCGGAAGGGAACAACUUCUAGAACAGUCAUUACCGCAGGCGGUUUGUCACAGGAUGCGACCAAACACACGAGCAAUGCCAGACUUGGGCAACGGCCAAAAUCGAUACCAUCUGAGGGCCACGCGAGUAUACCACGACACCAAACACCGUCCCACGAUUAUAUAUCUCUUGACAGAGAUACAAGAUCAAUAGAUGAUUUGAAGGAACUACCAUCAGAAGCUGCAAGACAGACGCAAGGUCAUAAGCAUCUUCGUCCUAAACUUUCACAUGACUAUGCUGUUAUCGAUAAACAUUCGAUCGAAAGACAAAAUUCUGCUAUCGCUGAAUUUAAUGAAAACGAAAAAAAUGUGAGUUCCACAAUCAGGGAGGGGACCCCAGGGGGAAAGAAGAUCCCCCUGAGUGCUCAGAAAUCCCCGGAUUACGCGACAAUCAGUUCCGAUAUUGGCGAAAAGACUGAGACUGAAAACAGAGAUUAUGGAAAUAAUGCUGAUUUUUCAGAUGGGGAUACGAUGUCAACAAUAUCUUCCCAUAAUUCCUCACUUCAGUCGGCAGUAGCGCACCUGUCACGUGAUUACCUCUCGGAGACAGGGGAGAGUUUCCGUUCAGUAUCAUGUGUGAUAAAUGCACGUCGUGGAAACACAGACAUCGGUCAGUUUGACGUGUCGGACUUUUCCGCAGACAAUUCUUCAGAUUUGUUGUCUGUAUCAUGUCCUACUCAAAACAGUCAGAGUCAGAUGUCAUAUUGCAGUGAAGAUGACGAUGAGAACGUUUGCUAUAACUACGUCAGACUUAACCUUGAAAACGAGGAUCUCCCUGAUGAAGUGCUACGCAACCACCGUCUCUUCCGCCAUCUUGAAGCUGUUCAACGUUUGAACACAGAAAACAGUGACGUCAUCGAAACCGUGGUCACAGCGUCUGGCGAAAGAAUAAGCUCGGAUUCUUCUGAUGACAGCUCGAGUAGAUUUAUCAACGUUAGAGAGGAGGAAAGUGAUAAAUCGGUGCAAAAACAUGCACUUAACGACAAGAAACAGCGGAGAGUCAAACUUUUCAAUCUUUGUGAAUUAGUUUCCAAACGAGAGUUAACCCAGUCGGACUUUCUCGAGUGCUACGAUCGAUCAGCUGACGUCAUUCAUACACAGCGUUGCCAUGACAACCUUGAUCUGCCGUGGGAUCAACUGCAGUUUUCUGAUGUGGAAGACGAACCUGCUGAGGACAGACCAUGGUACGAAGUCUCAGAAGAUGAAGAAAGCCUUGCGCAUGCGUGGUCGAGUGAUAGUGAGGCUUCUACGCUGUGCGGCAGUUCGACUGACUGAACAUGAAGCCCGGCUCCUUGAUGUGAGCUUCGUCCAAAAUAUGAACAAUAACUUGUUUAAGUGAUAUACCAUGAGCAGCAAAUAAUACAUGUGUGACUGAAUGUAUGUUCUGCAAUAAAAUAUUUACGUCAA
This is a messenger RNA of Haliotis rubra (blacklip abalone), 3668 nucleotides long. RefSeq lists its product as uncharacterized. The record is from RefSeq and is a predicted model, not a curated record. NCBI's taxonomy places the organism in Eukaryota, Metazoa, Mollusca, Gastropoda, Lepetellida, Haliotidae. Bases 285 to 3536 code for a protein of 1083 amino acids. The transcript has 14 exons. Gene Ontology annotation, molecular function: ubiquitin protein ligase binding.